Molecule: messenger RNA, 2220 nt
Organism: Epinephelus fuscoguttatus (brown-marbled grouper)
Lineage: Eukaryota; Metazoa; Chordata; Actinopteri; Perciformes; Serranidae
Gene: pln1
Product: phospholamban
Exons: 2
Coding region: 365-526 (53 amino acids)
Biological process (GO): negative regulation of heart rate; negative regulation of ATPase-coupled calcium transmembrane transporter activity; negative regulation of calcium ion import into sarcoplasmic reticulum
Cellular component (GO): sarcoplasmic reticulum; membrane
Molecular function (GO): ATPase inhibitor activity
Source: RefSeq, a predicted model, not a curated record
CUCCCUCCUUCCCUCCCACUCCCUCUCUCUCACAUUGUGUUUACAGCCUUGGAGAGCGUUGCAUAUCUGACAUUUCUCUCUCAAACUCCAACCGGCUCUGUUCUCAUCUGAAAGUAGCAGAGAGAAGACGAGGAGAGAAGAGGUAUCUGAUCUUGUUGUGUAACCAGAACUGAAGCACUUCAUGCUGGACUGCUUCAAACAGCUGACCUGAGCUCAUCUUCAGACAACCAGCAGCAGUCAGAUUCCCUGAUUCCACCUCUUCAAAGCAGCCUGACCAGCUCAGUCCAGCUCUACUCAGGCCCAGCAGCCUGAUCGAACUCUCUUCUCUCACAAUCCAGCCAAGAUCAAGAUCUAACCAGUCCCCAUGGAGCGUGUUCAGCACAUGACCAAGUCGGCCAUCCGCCGAGCGUCUCAGAUCGAGGUGAAUCCACAAGCCAAGAGGAACCUGCAGGAGCUGUUCGUCAACUUCACCCUCAUCCUCAUCUGCCUGCUCCUCAUUUACAUCAUCGUCCUCCUGAGCAGCUGAGGACGGCAGCGACGUCCACAGAGAGAGUCUGGCAUGGCUGUGCUGUGGACGAAGGUUUGGCUGAGAUAUGGGCUUUACUCAUACAGAUCAGAUUUCUAAUAAAGCAAUAAUACCAUCCCCAUAUAUCAGCCUAACCCUGUUUGACAACAGCUGUGAAGGAUCAUGGAGGUCAAACAAAUCCAUGUGAAAACAAUAAUGGCCAAACACUCUCAAAUUGUUCCUGUCAGAGCUGAUCAGGGAUCAGCUUCCCUGACUCUGUGUCUCAAGGGAAUGAUCAUAAGUGACCCGACUUCAACAGUUUAAACUUCACUGAUACACUGUAUGUAUGUAUAUGUGCCUCCUGCUCAUUCAGACCCUGCUUACAUCACAAUGUGAUUUACAGAGGAAGCUGACUUCCUCCUUUAAAGACACACUCUUGAAAAAUGUCUCUUGCUUGAUUAAUAACAGGUGCAAUGUGUAUAAUACUGAGAUAUCAAUACAUCACUACUGUUCAUUUUCAAUUUCCCAUGAGUCCUAUUGCUUCCUGCAGCCCCCCAAACACCACCAUCCCCAGGAGAAAAAUAAACAUGCUGGAAAUGAUUCUUUUCCCAUUUGCAUUUUAAUUUCCUCCUCCACCUGCCACUGCCAGAGACCAAAGGCAGUAAAAACAUGGCUGUAGUGUCUGUGACAUCAGGUUUCUGUAUUUUGAAACCUCAAUGCAGCAAUUGUGGCAGCCUAAAAAUCCAAAUUUGGCAAAAAGAAACUGGGACAGGAAAGCAGCAACACCGUGGCUGAGUGUGACAGGCUGAGGCACCUGUCAAUUAAGUAAACACACCGAGCGUGAAGUCCCUUUUAUUAUCAGUAUGACAGAUGGCCAAGUGCGUUAGAAUCUAGUAUGACGGUAGCAGGUCUGAUAUGACACUCAGUGUGACCGAUAAUUAUAUAACAUAUAACACUUGACAUCAUACUUAGAGAUUAUUCUAAGUACUGUGAGCCUGUAUAGUAUGUUAAUAAGACUGAGAGCAUCUUCAACCUUCUUAGCAUUUUGCUCUGAGGGGCAACAUUUCACUCCUACAAUCCACUAUGUUAAGUAUGGACUACUUUACUUGGGCCUAGAGGUCAAUGUACAUUUGAGUUUUAAACACACACACACACACACACACACACACGCACACACGCAUACAUGCACACACAGCUUCUGGUAUACUGCAGGCCUGAUAUAUAUACAUAUAUAUAUAUAUAUAUAUAUACAGUACAUGCAGUUUAUCAGUUGUGAAGAAGACUUCACUUUGCAUGGUGUGAUUUCACUUAAUGACUUUUUUUGUUUAUGUCAUUCAGUUUUGAAUUAUUCCUGACUAAUAUGGAAAUUUUUGGUGUAUUACAGCACGUGCCCUGAUUGUAGCAGCAAGAGUGUAUAAAAACAAACUGUAAAGUCAGAUUCCUAAAUCUGAAGUGCAUAAUAAAAUCCUCAAGAAUGUAUUAUAUGAUCACACAUAUCAGGAAUUUUACAAUGUAUCUUCAUAUAAUGUAUCUUCAUGAUAUUUGCCAGGACUGAGAAUGUGUUAAUAUAAAUCACAAUUACAUUUGGGAUUAGAAAUUAUUGAAAAUAAAUUGCACUUUUGUUCUUCUGUGUAUGUUUGGAAAAUUGUACCAUGCACCUGACUUUUAAACUAUGUAAGAAAUCGCAUGUCAAUAAAAUUAAAGUGGCUUCUCCA